Striga asiatica is the source of this 1417-nucleotide messenger RNA. Lineage: Eukaryota; Viridiplantae; Streptophyta; Magnoliopsida; Lamiales; Orobanchaceae. The record is from the annotation of a GenBank genome assembly.
GAGAGAGAGAGAGAGAGAGAGAUCAAAACAACGUUGAAAAAGAUUGCAAUAAAUUCUGGUUGUUGCUUACAUUGCAGUUGAAAACUUGAAAGAGAGAGAGCAUAAACAACUUUGAAAAAAAAUUUACUUGUUUCCCACAUCAUCUCACAUUCAUUUCUUGUUUCUUUUUCGACCACCGCUAAAUUACACCAAUCCACACUUUCUCUCUCUAAGCCCUGAUGUGCAGAUUCCUCCCCAAAAGAAAAAAACCACAUUUAUUUUGGUGUCUGUUGAAGAAAAUAAUCUCUGGGCUUUGAUUAAAAUCCAAUCUUGGCGAAAAAAUGGGGAACAGAUUCACGUGUAUGUCUAAGAAAGACAACAAGAAUGGAGGGAUUGUGUCAAAGAUCAAAAGGGGCUCGAUGUCGAGGAGAAAGAGCUCAAUGGAAGAAGAAUUGUUGCACAAACAAGCUCUGGCCAUGGCGAUUCAACAGCACCAGCUUUCUCAGAGGUUCGAAAAUGGGUCGAUGUCCCGCCGGGUCGGAUCCACCUCUUCUCGCCGCCGGGCCGCCAGUUUAUCGGACCCUUUUGGAAGUACUAAUAAUGUUAAACAGUUGCCAGAGUUCUUGGAGAAUAUCAAGACGAAGAAAUUUGUUUUGGUACACGGUGAAGGUUUCGGGGCUUGGUGUUGGUACAAAACUAUUGCCUUACUCGAGGAAAAUGGACUCCUUCCUAUUGCCUUUGACCUAACCGGGUCAGGCAUUGACUUAACGGAUACUAAAAACGUGACUACUAUGGCCGAGUACUCAAAACCAUUGAUUGAUUAUCUUGAGAAAUUGCCAGAGGACGAGAAGGUAAUUUUGGUUGGUCACAGUACUGGGGGUGCUUGCAUCUCAUAUGCAUUGAACCAUUUUCCUGAUAAGAUCUCGAAAGCCGUUUAUCUCUGUGGCACAAUGGUGUCUGAUGGGCAGAGACCUUUUGAUGUGUUUGCUGAGGAGCUCGGUUCUGCUGAACUUUUUUCGGCAGAUUCGAAGUCUCUAAUCUAUGGCAACGGUAAAGACAAUCCUCCCACAGGAUUCAUGUUUGAGAAGCAGCAUUUGCAUGGAUUAUAUUUCAAUCAGUCUCCUGCAAAAGAUGUUGCUCUAGCUAUGGUUUCGAUGAGACCAAUCCCACUCGGCCCCAUGAUGGAGAAAUUAUCUUUAUCGGCCGAAAAAUAUGGAAAGGGGCGGAGAUUCUAUAUUCAGACAUUGGAUGACAAUGCGCUUUCACCUGAUGUUCAAGAAAAGCUCGUGAGAGAAAAUCCACCCGAAGGUGUAUUCAAGAUCAAAAGCAGUGAUCACUGCCCUUUCUUCUCCAAGCCUCAGUCGCUGCAUAAAAUCUUGCUCGAGAUAGCUCAAAUUACAUAGGGUUCGCCUUCGGGUUUUUUUUUUUUUUUUUUUUU